Cheilinus undulatus (humphead wrasse) is the source of this 3378-nucleotide messenger RNA. RefSeq lists its product as uncharacterized. The transcript is spliced from 4 exons. The coding region runs from base 84 to 1619 and encodes 511 amino acids. The record is from RefSeq and is a predicted model, not a curated record. NCBI's taxonomy places the organism in Eukaryota, Metazoa, Chordata, Actinopteri, Labriformes, Labridae.
UCAGACAACAGGGCACACUUUGCCAAAUCCACCUCACUGACAGCACAUACCUCCUCAGGUCCGUCCUGUCCCUCUCUGCAGCCAUGGCCAGGCGUAAAGCAAAGAAGCCGCUGACAGACGACACCUCCAUACUGCUGGAGCCAUCAGCACCACAGUCCAAGAGAAGGCUGAGCUCAUAUACAUCUUCAGCUUUGUUGUUCAUAACUAUCUUCGUGGUCGGGGUCAGCAUAAUGGGGUGGUUUUGUGUCUGGCAACAGCAGAGCAUCGAGCAACUGUCCGACACUUUUACAACAAUGCAAAAGAGAAUCACAAACUUCCAGCAGGUGAUGGCCACGACCGACGAACAGACAGGUUCUGAUAUUGAGGAGAGGAUCAUGGCCCUUGAGAAGGCUCACAAACAGGCCCAGGAGAAGGCUGAGGUUGCCCAGGCUGCAUCAGAGAAGCUGAAGAACUCCAAUCUCUUCUCACAGAUCUUGGACCUCCAUGAUGAGAUGGACAUCCGGUUAGCUGAAAUAAACCAGGUCUCCCUGUCUGUCACAACUCUCCAGGGCUUGUUCAAGAACCAGAGCAAGGAGUUUGAGGCUGUGAAAGAGAGCGUUGUGGUUGGGUUGACCUCCAGCUCUGAACUUUCUGAAAAUGUUGCAGAGCUCACAGAUGCUGUAGCCAAUGCGUGCUCCAAAGUAGACCAGCAGGUUGCAUCAGUGGAGGCUCUUAAUGCAAAGAUACAGGGACAAGCAUCAGAGCUGGAAGGGUUGAAAGACACAAUGGACCUUCAUAAAACUGCACUUCAUACAAACAAUCAGGAGAUUGCUGCAAUAAAAGAGCUUAUCAAGGCUGAACAGGCUAUGCGGGCCCAGGCACUAAAAGAGAUGCUGAAUGCAGUGCAGAUGACUCUGAACGAGCAGUUUUUCACUUCACAGACACUCCACAGCAGCGUCAUGGCACAGCUUCAGAGUUUUCACAACCAGCUGGCUCAUACUCCAUCUUGGUCUUUGAAACCAAAGUUAAAUGAAGAGAGCAAUGCAGAAGAGGGGGUCAUCUCCAGCACAGCACAGAAUACUACUGAAAUACAGGAGCACACAGCAGAAAAUGAAGAGGCUGAGCAGCAGGAUGAAGCAGAAGAAGUGGCAGAAGUUGCAGCAGAAAAUGUAGAAGAAGAGGAUGAAGCAGAAGAUGCAGAAGGAGAUGAAGAAGAAGAGGAUGAAGCAGAAGAUGCAGAAGGAGAUGAAGAAGAAGAAGAGGAUGUUGCAGAAGAAGAUGAAGAAGAGGAUCUAGCAGAGGAUGAAGCAGAAGAGGAGUCAUCAGAGGAAGAAACUGAGGAAGAACAGCCGCUGGAUCAGGAGGCAGUAAUGGAUGUUGCAGAGGACGAGGAGGAAGAAGAAGUUACAGAAGAGGAAAUGACAUCAGAAGAGGAAGAGGAGGAGGACACGACAGGACAGAGUGGGGAGCAAGAAAUAUCUGAGGAGACAGCAGAGGAGGGGAUGACAGAAGAGACAGUAGAUGAUGACAUUAUGGAGGAGGACAAUUCUGUGGAAGGCGUAGCAAGCUGGGAGACUUUAGAGGAGGAACCAGCUGAGUUAAAUAGUGAUGUCACUAUGGACAAGACUGAGGAGGAUUAAUAGUUAACCCUUAAAUCCUCCACCAGUGAAGAAGACUGUUAUUUUUUAAGUCUUAUAUAGAUAAUGGGAACCAGCUUUAACCGAUCACUGCAAAUGAUUUCUAGUUUGUUUUGUUCCACCUGAUUUUAGUGCUGGGAGAUUAAUUAAGUCUCAAUUUCAAUUAGCUUAAUGACAAAAUAGGAGUCUCUUGAGCUUGUGCCCCUCCACAGGUGGAGGUCUGUGCUCUCAGAAAAGGACUUUAGAUGCUUAAAAGACUCACUGUCACACAGGCAGAAUCUAAAGAAAAAAUUAGAGUACACACUUUAGGCAGCUUAUUCUGAACUAAUUCAGUUAGUCAGGUUAGUCCUUUGCACCUGAAAAAAAUGCCUAAAGUAAAUGCAAUUUUUCAGGGGGAUUUUUCCUGUGUGAAGAUAUCAAUUUAAUCAUCUUUUAUACAAUUUUAGCUUCCCACGAUUAGCAGAUAAUAAAGGUUAAAUGAUUACUGUGCUACAUGCCUUGUGGCUGAGAGCUAAAGAAAGAUGACAGAAUGGCAGCUGUUGGUUAAGAAAGUGGUCAAACAUCCUCAUUUAAAUGAAACCGCUUUGCUUUGAGGAGUCAGACCUGGGGCAAUUCAAAGAUGUAGAAUUUGUAAGAUGUUUCUGGCUGCUCCUCAAGACAAUACAAAAACGUUUUUCUAUCCUGUUAAAUUUGUGCACUAAUGUAAAUGUUGUAGGAUCAAUGAUUAAUGAUAUUUAUUAAGUAAGAUCUCAGUAUCAAGGUAAAUAAUCAUUAUUAUCAUUUUUGCCAUAAUCGAGCAGCCCUACCUGUUUGGUUUUCAGCGACUUGAUUGUGUUGAGAGUUUUCCAGAUCAAAAAGAUACAAAGAUUUUUUUUCAUACCUUUAAUGGAAGUUAAUUAUGCAUCAACAUGUAGUUGAUGAAUUCAUACUGAUAGUAUAGGUACAUUAUUUUCUUCAAAAAGAAGUCAAGAUUUUAUAAUUUUAGCAGCUUGAACAGGAAUAUUCUCCGUUGUGUUUUUUACUGUGGCUCAUGGACAAAGUUAAACGUUUAUUGAAGUUAUCUUUGGCUUUUGGAAACGCUAGUUGACCUUUUUCUCUGUUUUUAUACUCAGCAUACUAAAGAAUUAAUUGAUCAAUCCAAAAUAAAGAUUCAUCUACAAUGAAGAUUAGAGUCCCAGUAAAAUGUCUUUUUUGGCUUAUUCCAUUCUUGUGUCUUGUGAAUUAUUCAAAUUUUUAAAUCCAGUUUUUACAUGUAACCAUCAUAGUUAAGCAACAGUUACUGGGAAUAACAAUGCAUCAGUUUUUUGUUAAGCAAGUUCAAGAAAUAAAUAAUGUGUACUGUAUGUGACCAAAAAGCCAUAAGACAAGUAAACAAACUUGGAUUUUGUCAACUUACAACAAGAUGAGAACAAGAAACAUGCCAACUCUUUGUCUUAGUAUCCAGAAACUUGGUGUGACUGUCCUUAUGGCUUGUAAUUUAACUCAAGUGCAAAAGUUAUUUAUGGUACAUGUGUACGUGCUGUACAUGUGAGUACAUAUGAUUCCCUGGUACAUGCUGAUCUCUUGUCAUGGAGCCCUUUUGUGAAAAGGUCAACGUACCAUUUUUGCCAGCAGGUGGUGCCAAAGUAUCACUACCAAUGAUCGUGACAAGCAACAAGUGUACUGAAGGAAACACUGGGCUGUCUUUGUUUUUUAAGAGGGGGUCUUUAAGAGAGCUACUGUUUGUCCUGUUGUUUAAAAUGGUCAACCAAACUUAAAGACA